Molecule: messenger RNA, 723 nt
Organism: Brenthis ino (lesser marbled fritillary)
Lineage: Eukaryota; Metazoa; Arthropoda; Insecta; Lepidoptera; Nymphalidae
Source: the annotation of a GenBank genome assembly
AUGAAAUUCGCCGUAGUCAUAUUCGCAUGCGUGCUGGCAGCCGCUACCGCUCAACUUAAUAGGGGGCAAUACCAGAAGGACCAAUACCAAUACAACAACAACAGAUACAACAAUCCAUACAACAACCAAUACAACAACCAAUACAACAAACAAUACAACAACCAAUACAACCCCUUCGGCAACACCUACAACCGUUACCAGAAUCAGAACUACAAUCCUUACAAAGCCUUUGGGUCCUCCACUCCUUUCCCUCUGCGGCCUGCGGUUGUUGCUGAGGCCAGUGCUAGCAUAGCUCCCCCCGUCGCCUCUGUGACCGCUUCUCCUGAAGCCCUUAAGAUCACCGCAGCCCCCGCUCUACCAGCCCCCGUUCCUGUGCUCGCCAUUGCCAAGAUUGCCUCUGAUGACCGUCACGCUGAAACCGUUAAAUAUGAAAAUGAAAUCAACCCUGACGGUAGCUACAACUACUUCUAUGAAACCAACAACGGUAUCACCGCUCAAGCUCAGGGUGUUCCCCGUAACUUCGGUGGUAACCCACCCGUAGUCCCUGAUGUCGCCCAAGGUUCUUUCUCCUGGACUUCCCCUGAAGGCGAAACUAUCGCCAUCACCUACAUCGCUGAUGAGAACGGAUACCAGCCACUCGGUAAAGCUAUCCCCCAACCCCCUCCAAUUCCAGACCAGAUCGCCCGUGCCCUCGACUACAUCGCGAGAUCUGCCCCCAAAAAC